This is a messenger RNA of Phaeodactylum tricornutum CCAP 1055/1, 552 nucleotides long. RefSeq lists its product with no specific name. The record is from RefSeq and is a predicted model, not a curated record. The transcript has a single exon. Lineage: Eukaryota; Bacillariophyta; Bacillariophyceae; Surirellales; Neidiaceae. The coding region runs from base 1 to 552 and encodes 183 amino acids.
AUGGUACACGCACUCAAACGCCGUGUGGCAUAUGUGGCGGAAGAAGGUGCAGCUCUGGUGAAUGUGUAUCCGCUAACGAGUGCUGUCCCGACGAGACGCGGUGCGGGUCGAGUUGUGUGGCAAAUCUCCGUGAAUGCUGCGAUGGCCAACCGAUUUUCAAUGCUUCAAGCGUCAACCUCCUGUGCUGCGAUGGUACACGUACUCAAACGCCGUGUGGCAUAUGUGGCGGAAGAAGGUGCAGGUCUGGUGAAUGUGUAUCCGCUAACGAGUGUUGUCCCGACGAGACGCGGUGCGGAUCGAGUUGUGCGGCAAAUCUCCGUGAAUGCUGCGAUGGGCAACCGAUAUUCAACGCUUCAAGUGUCAACCUCCUGUGCUGCAAUGGUACACGCACUCAAACGCCGUGUGGCAUAUGUGGCGGAAGAAGGUGCAGGUCUGGUGAAUGUGUAUCCGCUAACGAGUGUUGUCCCGACGAGACGCGGUGCGGGUCGAGUUGUGCGGCAAAUCUCCGUGAAUGCUGCGAUGGGCAACCGAUAUUCAAUGCUUCAAGUGUGA